This is a messenger RNA of Lodderomyces parapsilosis, 1416 nucleotides long. RefSeq names its product cleavage polyadenylation factor subunit. NCBI's taxonomy places the organism in Eukaryota, Fungi, Ascomycota, Pichiomycetes, Serinales, Debaryomycetaceae. Gene Ontology annotation, molecular function: protein binding. The transcript has a single exon. Gene Ontology annotation, cellular component: mRNA cleavage and polyadenylation specificity factor complex. The record is from RefSeq and is a predicted model, not a curated record. The coding region runs from base 1 to 1416 and encodes 471 amino acids.
AUGUCAUACAACUCUUACCAGAAUUACCAACAAGGUGGUAGAAUACACAAACAGCCUUACCACCAACGAGAAUCUGGACUGAAUUUUCUGCAAAACCUUGAUCACCAACUCGCCAGCCAAGAUAAGAAACAAGCAUUUAGAAGGACAGUUGAUCAUGGAAAUAAUAUGGCUCGUUGGUUCAUCGAAAAAUCCUUGGGCAUAAACACUCGACAUCAACAACCUAUUGGUGUGGUUCGUCCUGAAAGUUCUUACUUGAUUGACCUACUCCCGUCAUUGGCAUAUUCAUCAAGUUUCAACCUAGAUAGAAGGAAUAAUAAAAACAAUAUGGGAGCAUUGGACUUGGACACAAAGUUAGUCCAUUUGAGUUCAAAUAAAGUCAAGCAUUCAAUAAAUACCGUAAAAUGGACUCCCGAAGGGCGAAGGCUAUUGGUGGCCUCUCACUCUGGUGAAUUCACAUUAUGGAAUGGUAUGACGUUUAAUUUCGAAACCAUUAUGCAAGCUCAUGAAAGCCCAAUAUUGACCAUGCAGUAUUCCAACAAUGACGAAUGGUUACUAAGUGGAGAUCAGAAUGGAACUGUUAAAUAUUGGCAACCCAAUUUCAACAAUGUUAAUAAUAUAACAGCUCACUCAAACGGAGUACGAGACAUUGCGUUUUCCCCAAACGAUUCAAAAUUUUUAACUUGCGGAGAUGAUUCAAUGUUGAAGAUUUGGAAUUUCAGUAACGGACAGGAGGAAAGAACGUUGACUGGUCACAAUUGGGAAGUCAAAAGUGCUGAUUGGCAUCCAGAUUUGGGGCUUAUUGUAAGUGGGUCAAAGGAUAACUUGGUUAAGUUGUGGGAUCCGCGUGCAUCCCAAUGCAUAGCUACGUUGCAUGGAUUUAAGCAUACAGUCAACACCACAAGGUUUCAGCCAUGUGGAACAAAGAGAUUACUAGCCUCGGUAUCGCGUGACCGUUCUUGUCGUGUAUUUGAUUUAACAACCAUGAAGGAUAUGUUGGUGAUUCGUGAUUCAGAAACUGAUCUUUCAUGUUGCGCAUGGCAUCCACACCACGCAUCAAUGUUGACGACAGCAGCGUUUAACGGUUCCAUCAACCAUUACUUACUCAACUCCUACAUUGCAGACUCGAAUGAAUCAAUACCAAAGAAAGUCAACACUAAUAUAACCAAUGAAACAGGAUCCGUUGAAGCGGUGCACCGCAUACCAUAUGCCCAUGAAAGGGCAAUUCACGCUUUGGAGUUUCAUCCUAUGGGACAUCUACUUUGUUCAGCUGGAUCCGACAAAACUGCACGAUUUUGGUCGCGUGCAAGACCCAAUGAUCCUAUGGCUUGGAAAGAUGCUGUAUAUACCGAUGACAAGGUUGGCGCGUGGUACUACACUUUAAAUAACAAUGUCAAUGCCGUGAUGGAAGAUGUGUGA